This is a messenger RNA of Periophthalmus magnuspinnatus, 1903 nucleotides long. Its product is annotated as artemin. The record is from RefSeq and is a predicted model, not a curated record. The transcript is spliced from 5 exons. Gene Ontology annotation, molecular function: receptor tyrosine kinase binding; glial cell-derived neurotrophic factor receptor binding; growth factor activity. Bases 583 to 1452 code for a protein of 289 amino acids. NCBI's taxonomy places the organism in Eukaryota, Metazoa, Chordata, Actinopteri, Gobiiformes, Gobiidae.
CAGCAGCAGCAGCGGCGGCGGCAGUGGUAGUAACAGAGGAACAAGCGCGCAUUACGCACAGCCGGUUUGGACACUUUGGACACGUUGUUGGAGAUUUUGGAGACGAUUUUGGAGACGAUUUUUUUUGGAGAAGCCAGCAGCGCGCGCAUGUCUCUCGGAACUGGAGUUUGAUGGGAGUUGUUGACGGGUUUGGAGAGCCGUGACGCAUGGACUUCUUUUUACGCCAGAUUUGAUUGAUCGAUAUCCAUUUAUUGGCGAUUUGGCUUUUUCGUUUUUAUUUUAUUUUUGGCUGAAUUUUGGAAGCACGCGAGGCACUACCUUGACUUACAAAAAAGAAAAUCUAUAUGAGAAUUACCCGUGGCGUUAUUUACUCAUUAAAAAGCAGUUUGGAGACAAGACCGAACAGGAAUCGAGGCGCGGGAUUGUGGAACGUGGUCGUGCGUAAAAAGAACUUGAAAAGCUAAAAGUUGUUCCACGUCGUUCGCCGCCGCGGUUCCAUGGGUCAUUCAUGUGUGCCUCGGGUGCGCAGCUCGCGGCGGGCUCCUCUGGACAGACUCGAGCUGUGACCGUGGAGCGCGAGACAUGACACAGCGCAGCGGAUGGAGAGGCGAGGGCGCGAGGAGGAGGCAGCGACGGGAGAGCGCGGAGAGACACACGGCAGCGCCAGGUGGGACGUCCUGGAGGGUUCGGACCAGGGGCAGACAGGAGGUCGCGUCGGUGAUGUCAGCCAAAGCAAAGGUGCUGCUGUUGGUGCUCCUCUCUCUGCUCCCGGCGAUGGGAGGUGCUAGCGUCAUAGGCAGCAGUGGAGGAGCGGGGGGAGAGUCUGGCCCCGCUGUGGGGUUGCACCAAGGCCCAGAGGAGAGGCAGCUUCCCCUUCCCCUGCCCGGAGCACCGGACGAAGAGCAGGAGGAGGAGGACAACGACCCGGAUCCGGCGUGGCACAACCUCUAUGACCCCUACGUAGUGGACGAGAUGGAUGACCAUCCCAGUCUGCGCUGGACGGGCCGAUCUCCUCGCUCCUCAGACCCCUCAGACCCUCAGGCCAAAGGCUCGGCCAAGAGAAAGAAGAAGAAGAAAGAGGAGGAUGCAGAGGAGACAGCAGGAGGGAGGAGGAGGGGCAGGGGCAGUAAAGCUCCCAAACACAGCAGCAGAGACUGUCGUGUGGAGCGGCGUCAGAUGAAGGUGCGGGACUUAGGCCUGGGAUACGACUCAGACGAGAUCAUUCUGUUUAAAUACUGUGUGGGCUCGUGCCAGUCGUCCAGGACCACCUACGACCUGGCCCUGAAGGCUCUGCUCCACAACGGCUCCUUACCUCGACGCACGGCCCGCAAAGUGAGCAGCCACCCCUGCUGCCGGCCCGACCGCUACGAAUCUGUCUCCUUCAUGGACACCCACACCACCUGGCAGACCAUAGACUCCCUGUCGGCCGCCAGCUGCAUGUGCAUGGGCUGAACGAGGGGCUGAGCUGAGUGGAUGUACAAGACACCAAGCUCAGCACCAAAGUCACAGGAAAACCCUCGGAUUUGUUUGACGAUGGUGCAUCUCCUCCAAAGAGUCCACAAGCAACUUACCCAGAGCAAUAACCCUGGCUGUUGUGGGAUUAUGUAAUCUUUGAUACCAUCAAUACAUUACUUUUAGUGAACUAGAGUUUUAGCAGGCCACUCCAGUCAAGUGGAGUAGGACAGGUUUUGGCUUCCUCUGGGCAGAAUCUUAAAAGCCAAAGAAGUGGACGUCUCUGUCAUAAGUGCACAUGAUAGAGCUGUUUUUAUGGAAAACAAUAUAAUGUCAUCAAAUCUUCCUCACCAGUGUUUUAGAUUGCAGAGGUUUUAUUUGUACACUAAACAGAAGAUUAGGAGUUCCAUCAUUUCAUAAGAAGGCAUUUUUGGACCAAAGAGAAAAUGGA